Hyla sarda is the source of this 1090-nucleotide messenger RNA. It is a transcript of the gene C4H2orf68, whose product is annotated as chromosome 4 C2orf68 homolog. Lineage: Eukaryota; Metazoa; Chordata; Amphibia; Anura; Hylidae. The transcript is spliced from 4 exons. The record is from RefSeq and is a predicted model, not a curated record. The coding region runs from base 168 to 653 and encodes 161 amino acids.
CGACACACAAAGACCACCGAUUGGUCAAUACAGGACGAAAACGAGGUUUGACGCGCAGAUAAUGUUCUGGCCUCUGAUUGGUUCUCAUUGCGUAACUUUUCAUUGGAGGUGACCAAUCAGCGGUGAACUCGGGCUGAGUUUACCGAAAUAGGGGAGAUUGGAGGGGCAUGGAGGAAGAAACGGAGUCGCGGGUGAGGCCAGGACCCGGCGGGCGGCUGGAUAUGAAUCAUGGAUUCGUUCAUCAUAUCCGGCGGAACCAGAUAGCACGAGAUGAUUAUGAUAAGGAAGUGAAACAAGCUAAAGAGAAGCAAAGGAGAAGGUACACUCCAGGACCACCCCGACCCAAGAAACCAGACCUACAGGUCUACCACCCACGUCCAAGAGAAAGGCCGACCCGCACUGCUGGUCUAGCGGACGACGACCUGAGUGACAGCGACUCCAGCACAGACCCUGAGACACCUGGACAUGAGCUCUUCUGCUUGGAGUUUGAGGCAGACAGCGGUGAAAUUACAUCUAUUAUUGUGUACGAGGAUGAUGAUGCUGAGCAAAUCGCAACAAAAAUCUCAGUAGAGAACCAGCUGGAAGCCAGAAUGAAGGAGGCCCUGAAAAGACGGAUUCAAGAGGAAAUUACCAAAAGAAGGGUGACCCGCUGACUUCUCCCCAAUCACCCUAUACAGACUAUUUAUUCCUAUGUAAGACCCCACCUUUCGGGGCAUCUAUUUACUGAAGAACAGUGGAGAAACCUGUACGAGCUCUUCUGUGCCAGUAAUGAAGAGCAACCUAUGUCCUGUCUGCUGUGGGAGGAGGGGCGCCUGUUGGGUCAGAAGUCUUAGGAGAUUUAGGGAAUGCUGUACAGCAGUGCCUUACAUGCUCUUCAAGAAGCUGGCAGAUUUUACUUUAGUUUGUGGUGUUUUUAUCCAAGUAUUUAUUACUCUGUUUACAAAAAUGGAGUAUUCCUAGAAUUAGGAAUACUGAUGGGCGUAGACCUGAUCAAUGGGGUGUUUCAUUUUGCAAGGAAAAAAAUAAAAUGUAACAUUUUUGCAGACUUUGCUUACGCCCGGGGUCUCAGUGAUGUAAAUGAUAUAUAUAU